Messenger RNA from Poeciliopsis prolifica (blackstripe livebearer), 1930 nucleotides. It is a transcript of the gene parp12b, whose product is annotated as poly (ADP-ribose) polymerase family, member 12b. NCBI's taxonomy places the organism in Eukaryota, Metazoa, Chordata, Actinopteri, Cyprinodontiformes, Poeciliidae. The coding region runs from base 62 to 1471 and encodes 469 amino acids. The record is from RefSeq and is a predicted model, not a curated record. Gene Ontology annotation, molecular function: zinc ion binding. The transcript is spliced from 7 exons.
UCCCUGCUCUUAGUGCCUCAGUUCGGGCGGCAGCAGCAGCUGCAGCAGCUGCAGCAGCAGGAUGAACUCCAUCAGCUCGGUGAUCCUUCAGGCCACCAGCUGCCUGUGUGAACGCUGGGGCUGCAUGCCGCUGCAGCAGCUGCAGCAGGAGCUGCAGCAGCGUUGCAGGAUGACAAAUGAAGACUUCAUCUACAUCAUCCAGAACUGUCCGCAGCGCUUCCUGCUGGUCCCGGACGGGGAGUCCUACUCGGUGGUCGGUCGCACCUCCCUGCGGCUCUGCGGGCCCUACAGCCGGGGGGCCCGCUGCGGGGGAAACUGCCAGCAGCUGCAUCUCUGCCGGUUCUACGUUUUCGGGAACUGCAGGUUCGGGAAGGGCAGGAAGUUGUGCAACCUGUCCCAUGACGUGUCCUCCCGGCACAACGCCGGGCUGCUGAGAGAAUGCACGCUGCAGCAGCUGCAGGAGGACCAGCUGUUCCUGCUGCUGCUGCAGAACGACCCGCAGCUGCUGCCUGAGGUGUGUGUUCACUACAACAAAGGCUCGGCUCCCCACGGCAGCUGCAGGUUCCAGGACUCCUGCUCCAAGCUGCACCUGUGCCAGCACUUCCUGCAGGGCGUGUGCCGCUUCGGGCCGCGCUGCAGGCGGCAGCACGCCGUGGACCACAGCAGCCAGAGCGUCCUGGAGCAGAGGGGGCUGAGCCGCCAGCUCAUCAGAGAUCUGCCCGCCAUCUACAGGAACGCCCAUCACCUGAACGCCGCCGCCGCGUCAGCUGCUGCUCCAUCACCUGCUGCUGCAUCACCUGCUGCUGCAUCACCUGCUGCUGCUGCAGACGACUCAGAUUCUGGUCAGUUCUGUAAAGCGGCCCAGACAGACGAGAUGGAGGAAAUCUGUCUGCAUUUCAUCAGGAGCAGCUGCAAGUUCCGGGACAGCUGCCGCCAGGUCCACUUCCACCUGCCCUAUAAGUGGGAGGUCUAUGAUGGCCGGUGCUGGUCGGCCCUGGAGAACAUGGAGGAGAUUGAACGGGAUUACUGCGACCCGGCUAAGACUCACAGCUCAGACUAUCAGAGGGUGGACUUUGUCACCAUGACGAUGGAGUCCAUGCCCAUCCGCCGUCUGUCCACCGUCUCCUGGGUGAGGAGGCCGCCGCACUACAGCCUGACCACCCAGUGGCUGUGGUACUGCCAGGCGGAGCGGGGCGGCUGGCUGGAGUACGGGCAGCCGGAUGAGAAGCAGAGGACCACUUCAGUCGUGUCUAGAACCCUGGAGGAGGCCUUCAUCUCUGGAGAAACCGAAGUCCAGGUGGAGAAAGGCCAGAGGGUCUACGUCGUCUCCUUCAGAGGUACCGUCACCUGGUCCGGACUCUUCAUCGAGUCUGGAUCCCUGAGUCCGGACCUGGGAGUCCAGACCAAAGCCUGGACAGUGUGGUGUGGACUCGCUGGUCUGUGCAUGUCCGGGCUCCUGCCCGGUCAAUGAAGGGAUGUGUUCACAGUUGGUGGCUCUGAGGCCCGACCCAAAGUCCAGGAGAGCUUCACCACAAUCAGGUGUUUUAUUAAUGACUUGUCCUGAUACACAGGAGUUUGUGUGAAACCAGAGGAAACCUGGGUUCUGACGGACCUGUAGAGGUUCUAAUAAACACAUCAGAGAUAUGAAGGGAACCUUAAAGCCGCGGUCGGUUUUGGUGCCGAUUCUGCUCUGACCGGGUCUUCAGCAGGUCGAAACAAUCGUUGCUCAGAUGUUGGGACAAUCAGAGUGUCGUCAGCAUAUGGCCGUACCGUGGUCUGUAGUUCUGUUCUGAUGGUUCCGAUCCUCUCUGGACUGAACCUGUCUCUCUGUCCCACAGACAUGUACCAGAGGAACCCCAAGCACCACACCAAGCGGAGAGUGCGCCGCCGUCCUCGCUUCGUCUCCAAGGCCGAGGUGGACAAGCUGGCG